Molecule: messenger RNA, 1415 nt
Organism: Racocetra persica
Lineage: Eukaryota; Fungi; Glomeromycota; Glomeromycetes; Diversisporales; Gigasporaceae
Source: the annotation of a GenBank genome assembly
AGAAAAAGAAAUAUACAACAACCACCAUAUAUACAACCUCAAGCACCAAUACAUCCUCCAGGACAAGCGUUCGUAAUUCCACAAAUUCCACAAUAUCAGCCUCCUAAUUUUACUUCACCCUAUGCCCCACCUAUUCCCGUAACGGUGUAUCCGACUCAACCAGCCCCGAUACUCAUGGGCUCACCAGUAGACUACACCCCUCAAGAACAAUACCCACCAAUGGAACAAAUUUAUAACGAAGUUCAAUAUCCAUCACACCCAUCAUCAGUUGUAAUGGAUGAUUAUAAUUUUAAAGAAUAUGUUGAAGAACAACCAAAAUUAGUCGAGGAGCAUAUUCCUAACCAAAAUAAAGGUAAUGUUUACUGUGAAAAUUGUAAACAGAGAUUAGUAGACUGUGAUCCCGAUGGUUAUGCCAGCGAUUUCUGCAGUGAUGAAUGUCGCCGAGAGGCAUUAGCAGUCGGCCUAUCCAAUCCUCCAUGUAUCCAGUGUAAAGAAUUUCCCCGAGUAAAAAGUUCCGAAUUUUGUGGUGUGCUUAAAUGUAGAAAUCUACCAUUAUGUUUGACUUGCAAGGCUAAACGUGUUUAUCCUCGUUCUCUUUGGUGCUCGAAAUUUUGUCGAGAUAGAACACCUGAUUGGCGGCAUUUAGUUAUUGAAAGAAGUAAUCAACUUUGUUUAUAUUGUAAUAGAGAUCGUGCAAUAUCAGGACAAGAUUUUUGUAGUAGUCAAUGCGAGAGAUUUGUUUAUAGUAACGCACCUUGUAUGCUUAAACUUCCGGCAAAUAGUCAAAAAUAUAAAGACAUUGCAAAACAAUUUAAAGAUGCUUGGAAACAUCCACAUAAAUCUGUUCCUGAAAUUAGUAAAGUAUGGAAAAUAUAUUGCACAGAAGCUUUAACUUCCAGAUAUAGACUUUACCGAGAAGAAGUUGAAAAGAAUCAACAAUUGGCCGGUAAGCCUUUUCCAAAAGGUGAUGCAAAACGGUUAAUGAGUGCAGGAAAUGAACAAAGAAGAUUUCAUGGAACAAAAAUGUCAUGUCUUAUUGGCCUUAAAAAUGAUGGGCAGGUAUGCAAUGACAAGUCAUGUUCGGUCUGUUGUAUUAUAAGGGAAGGAUAUAAACUUAGGUUUGUAGGUACAGGCACAAUAUUUUCGAGAUUUGGUAGAGGAAUUUAUUUCUCUGGUACAUCAUCAAAAUCUGAUGAUUAUAAUGACGGUUCAUUAAAAGAUUUUUACGGCGUAAGUUAUAAAGUAAUGUUAUUAAAUAAAGUUGUAGUAGGAAAAGGACAUCCACUUACUGUAGAUAAUAUGACACUUACAAGUCCACCGCCCGGAUAUGAUAGUAUAUUAGGAGAGCCUAGUCAAACUGGAAAUUUAAAUUAUGAUGAAAUAGUUGUGUAUAGAGAAGAGGCAUCAAUUCCACA